GUGGUGGUUUGCGUCUGAGUCGAGUGCGCGCGCUCAGUAGUGCUCAAACCGCCAAGACCGCACCAUCACUACACCACAAUCGCGAGUAAAACUCGAAACUCAACUCAAGCGUGUUUCGCUUUAAGUAAAACGAAGAGCGACUCAGUGACGACAACCGUUUUACAACCUACGCGGAAAGACCUCUCGUGCGUUGGCAGUGUGAUUUUAUCCUCUCUGUGUAUGUGUGUGUACCGUUGUUGACCAAGGUCGUUCGCGGGCGCACAAUUCGCAUCUGUGAUGUUUUCACGGAAAUACGCCUAGUCGCACGCGGCGGGUGAACCACCACCAAGGGAAUCUCAUAGGUGUUGAGGAACUAUUGCUGGAUGAUUAAAAAACGCGCGAAUCGCAACUUUUUUUGCUGCGCAACGCAGCGUUUUUGCUAACAUGUUGCAGCCGCAAACACUUGCACACUUGAAUAAUCCAUAAAACACCUAAAAAUGGGUUUCCCAGAAUUAAUUAUCGUUAUCAGUUUACUACUGCUGCUGCCACUAUCAAUAACUAGCAGUAUAUCUGAUGCAAAUGAGAAAAAUGAUUUCCGACACAUUUCACAUCGAGAUCUUCAGUUGACAGUAGACGAGUUUCACGCAGAAGGAGUCACGACUUAUUCGCAAUUAUUAUUCGAUGUCGCGCGAAAUCAGGUUCUCGUCGGAGCAAGGGAUGCUUUGUUUAGACUUUCCUUACCGCAUCUCCAACUCCUCGAAAACGCAACAUGGCAAGCAUCACCAGCGAAAACCGCCAUGUGUCUCGCCAAGGGUCAAACCGAAGAGCACUGCCACAACUUCAUCAAAGUGCUGCUGACGAACGGUCGCAAAGUGUUCGCGUGUGGGACGCAGUCGUUCGCACCUUCGUGUACCUGGCGAGAGAUUGAAAGCCUGAACACAAUCACAGAUGUCGUUGAUGGAAUUGCACGAUGUCCUUAUAAUCCUGCAUCGAACACAACCGCACUCCUCACUGAAUCCGGUGAUUAUUUUAUGGGUGGACCAACGGAUUUCUCUGGGUCAGAUUUUGCAAUCUACAAAGAUAGCCGGAUCAGGACGAAGCAGUAUGACAGCAUGUGGUUGAACGAACCGCAGUUCGUCGGGUCCUUUGAGAAUGACAAAUUCGUCUAUUUCGUAUUCCGCGAAGCGGCUGUCGAGUACAUCAACUGCGGAAAGAUUGUUUACUCGCGUAUUGCGCGCGUUUGCAAGCAGGAUAUCGGUGGACAGUUGAUGCUCAAAGACAACUGGACCACUUUCAUCAAAGCCCGAUUGAAUUGCUCCAUCGCCGGACAAUAUCCGUUCUAUUACAAUGAAAUCCAAGGAUUUUCUUAUGUCCCUGAAGAAAAUAUAUUGUAUGCAACUUUUACAACAGAAUCUAACAGUAUAGCAGGAUCCGCAGUGUGUGGUUUUAAUAUGUCUGCCAUUAAUGAAGCCUUUGCUGGUCCUUUCAAGUAUCAAGAUCAUGUCGGUAGUGCUUGGGGUCAACACUACGCUGAGAAUCCGGAAGGCUUCGAGUGUUCCGCCGGUGGACAAAGUCGUAACCUCAUCGAAAGUUCCAAGUAUCACUUGAUGGACUUUGCUGUCCAACCGACGACACUUCGGCCGUUGUAUGAUGUCGCUUUAGAGAGGUUCACGCAUAUUACCGUUGAUGUAUUAACCACCAAACGGUCGAAAGUUCAUGUAAUCUAUGUGGCUACUCAAGGAGGUGAAAUCAAGAAGUUGUCUGUAUAUCCUGGAACGUCAGAAACGUGUUUAAUCGAAGUUUGGCGGCCUGUGGCUCGUGGUUUGGGACAAAAUGUGAUUCUAAAAGUGGAAUAUCUUAAAGAGACUAAUUCAGUGUAUGUUGGGACGAGGGAUGCGUUGAUGAGAAUACCAGCGCAUCAUUGUGACCGUCACAGAUCGCGUGAAAGUUGUCUGAAUGCCAUGGACCCGUAUUGUGGUUGGAAUGAAAUAUCAGACGCUUGUACAACUGCUCCCAAUGGUGAUACAGGGGAUAAAUAUUGGGUGCAGAGAGUGGGGACGUGUCCAGUGUUAGAUGCACCUGUUGAUGGCGGUUGGAGUACUUGGGGUAGUUGGCAUUCAUGUGGGCAUAUCUCUUCUGCUUCAGAUGAUACAGAUGAAUGUUUAUGUAGAAGGCGUGAGUGUAACAAUCCUGCACCACAGAAUGAUGGUUUGAAUUGCGUGGGUAAAGCUAUUUCGGUUACUAAUUGUACAAUGCAUGGUGGUUGGACUUCAUGGUCCGCAUGGUCGGAGUGUUCUGCUACGUGUGGUGUUGCUGUGAAGACCCGCACGAGAACUUGCACGAAUCCAUCGCCUGCGUUUGGAGGAAGAGUCUGUGUUGGUCAGGAUAGAUCCGAGGUGUUAUGUACUGGAAAUCCGCCAUGUCCGGUGCCAGUACCAACUCCACAAGAUGGCGGCUGGGGACAAUGGGAACCAUGGAGUACAUGUUCGCAACAAUGUGGUGGCUUCCGGACAAGAAUGCGAAGGUGUAAUAAUCCACCUCCGUUGAGUGGAGGUCAGGAUUGUACAGGAAGUGAUAUUGAAUUUGACGCGUGUAGAAGAGAAUGUCCGGAGCAGAGAAAAACAGCGACGGCUACAUUCAACUACACUAAUUCCGAAGGACAAUUGAUUACAAAGAAAGUGAGAUACACGUGUAGGGCGCAGGUGGCGUCCAAUUCAAUGAUACACAUCACACAUAAAGAGAUCGCGUGUAGGAAUAAACACUGCGAGGAGGAGGCGGCUGUCUGGGGCCAGUGGAGUGAAUGGAGCAGGUGUAGUGUUACGUGUGGUAUAGGGCAUGAAACGCGCGAGAGGAGAUGUGAAGGACGCGAGUGUAAAGGACAAUCGGUACAGACACGGGAGUGUAUGGUAGAUUGUAAAGGCACCUGGGGAUGUUGGUCGGAUUGGUCACCGUGUAGUGUAUCCUGUGGGUGGGGGAUACGCAAACGUUACAGGAGUUGUUUGGGGGCGUCAUGUACAGGGGAACAUAUGCAAGAGGAACAAUGUGGAGGUCCCCCAUGUGGAUCUUUGUUAGGUUGGGAUGAAUGGACUGUAUGGUCUGAAUGUGAUGUUAAUAACGAACAACAUCGCAAGAGGUCUUGUCGAACCGCAAAUCCAGGUCCACAGAUAUGUCAAGGACCUCCCAAGGAGACAAGAAUGUGUGUUACGGGCAAAGAAUGGGAUGCUCGAACAGGAGCGUUCAAAAUUGCGCAAUCUUCAGUCUCCGAAAUAAUAAUCUAUGUGACAAUCGCGUUAAUAUUCGGAUUCAUGACCGGAGUAAGUUUAAUGUAUUUCUACGCUCGAAGAAGACGUCGACGACGCGAGAGUGUCCCCAGUUCCCCACAUUACAUGAGCACGAAAUCUAAUCCGUAUAUUACGGUGCCAUUCCACGAUCGCCAUCGGCGGCAGCAGAACGCCACAACUAGUUUGAAUAAUCAAACACAAACUGGUACAUUGCGCUCGAAUAAAUUGUACGAUACUUUGAACACGUUAAAACGUCACAGUAAAGAUAACAAUUGCAAAGAACAUACGGACGUGUUCGAGGAUAAACUGUACGAAUAAGACUGAAGUAGAUUUUAUGUUUUGCGUUUAUCAAUUUUGUCAAUAUGACAAUAACUUGCAGUGUUUUUUGUUUUGUUGAUACCUAACGAGCCAUAUUUGAAAAAAAUCACUAAUUAUUUUAUUAUUAACAUUUUAAAGUGAGAGAUAAACAACUGCAAGCUGACUCACAUUGAGUUAUGACUAUGACUACAUCAUAGAAGAUAUAUAUUGUAUAUUUUAUAAAACAUUAAAUAUAUUAUCAGAUCGA
Molecule: messenger RNA, 3825 nt
Organism: Dalotia coriaria
Lineage: Eukaryota; Metazoa; Arthropoda; Insecta; Coleoptera; Staphylinidae
Gene: Sema5c
Product: Semaphorin 5c
Exons: 8
Coding region: 477-3578 (1033 amino acids)
Biological process (GO): semaphorin-plexin signaling pathway; axon guidance; negative regulation of axon extension involved in axon guidance
Molecular function (GO): chemorepellent activity; semaphorin receptor binding
Source: RefSeq, a predicted model, not a curated record